GGAGACUUGAACCAAAGAUAUAUCUUUGCUUGAACGCUAGUUGCGAAAUUGCGUUUCCAUUAGUGAGAAGACCAUUUCACCGUGUUUUUAAUUAAAUGUCGCCGUAUUAUGCUAGUGAUAUAUUAAAAAUAUUGUUUAUAAGACACAACCUUGCCGUACAAUUGAUUAUAUAUUCUAAAAAAAAUUGUUCAAAGUAAUUUAUUGAGACCUGCAAUUUUAUAACCUUAAAGUUUUCCAACAGCUUAGUUCAAUGAUAAUUUUGACGCCCGUAAAGGUGAAAUCAGACGUGCCAGGCUAAAGAAUGACCAGGUCUCUGAAGGAUAAACGAAAACUUUCUUCUGGAUGACACCUGACGACAUAACCUCUCGACUCUUUCGGGAACGCUAAAAUCUCUCUGGUGACUCAAAAGGGACAGUUUUUCGUUCAAAAUUAUGACAUAACAUUACCUUCCUUCCGUAGGCUUCCAGAAUGUCUAGUUUAAUGGAUCUAGUGAAUUUAAAUUCAACACUUUUGUAUAUCGGAGCACAAGUGAACGAGGUUAUUUUGUACUGGUGGUGGUACAUGAUUGAAAUCUCUUGGCAGAUUCUGAUAGCUUUUACUGCAUAUCUUUGCACUUGUAUAUUUCUUUAUGUGCUUUUAAAACGAGUCAAUCAUAAAGCAUGGCAGAUACCAGGUCCACCGAACAGAUUAUUGCUGGUGACAGCUCAUCCAGAUGACGAGGUCAUGUUCUUCGGACCUCUGAUUUACUGGUUGGUUCGACUCAAAGCGAGCGAGAUUUAUAUUCUUUGUUUUACCAUGGGUGGGAGUAGGGAAAGGAAGGAAGAGCUUUGGGCAUGUGCAAAAAAAUUGGGUAUUCCUGAAGCUAAUAUUACGAUUCUAAUGUACACAGAGUUACCUGAUGAUACUAAGGUACAAUGGCCAGAAACUUUAGUGGCAGAGAAUAUUUUGAAUUACAUUGAACUCUACAAAAUAAAUGCUGUUAUAACUUUUGAUAAGUAUGGUGUUAGCAGACAUAAAAAUCACAUUUCUCUUUUCUAUGGAAUGGCGUCCUUGUGCAUAGAACAAAAAGUUCCAUCCUACUGUAAAUUAUAUGUAUUAGAAAGUGUAAAUAUUUUAAGAAAGUAUACACAAAUCCUGGACCUGCCAAUUAGCUUGCUUUCUGCUUCCUAUUGGUACGUUAUUACGUACGAUCAGCGACAAUACAUCAAGAGUGCAAUGAAGGAGCAUAAAUCACAGUACGUCUGGUUUCGAAAACUCUACAUGAUUUUUUCUCGAUAUACUCUAAUAAAUACUCUGCAGGAAGUCAACGCUCUGGAUUUGGAGCUUGACCUUCAAUUCGAUGAAGACUAGUCCCUAAAUUUACGUCCACAAGUUUUUAUUUGAUUGCACAUAAACAAAAUUAUUUUAUCGUUUGUAAAUCAUUCUGUACAAAUUGAAAAUAUAUGCUAAAAAAAA
Molecule: messenger RNA, 1455 nt
Organism: Belonocnema kinseyi
Lineage: Eukaryota; Metazoa; Arthropoda; Insecta; Hymenoptera; Cynipidae
Gene: PIG-L
Product: N-acetylglucosaminyl-phosphatidylinositol de-N-acetylase
Exons: 6
Coding region: 469-1350 (293 amino acids)
Biological process (GO): GPI anchor biosynthetic process
Cellular component (GO): endoplasmic reticulum
Molecular function (GO): N-acetylglucosaminylphosphatidylinositol deacetylase activity
Source: RefSeq, a predicted model, not a curated record